Amblyraja radiata (thorny skate) is the source of this 1600-nucleotide messenger RNA. RefSeq names its product zinc-binding protein A33-like. Gene Ontology annotation, molecular function: zinc ion binding; protein binding. The record is from RefSeq and is a predicted model, not a curated record. The transcript has 6 exons. NCBI's taxonomy places the organism in Eukaryota, Metazoa, Chordata, Chondrichthyes, Rajiformes, Rajidae. Bases 1 to 1422 code for a protein of 473 amino acids.
AUGGCCCACUGCCAAGGCAAUGGGGAUGAACGACACGUUCUCAGCUGUCCCAUUUGCCUGGAGCUUUUUGUCGACCCAGUCCUCGUCCACUGCGAGCGUAACUUCUGCCGGAGUUGCAUCGCUUGCUACCGGCAGUCCCAGCAAGGAUCGCUGUGUUGUCCGGAGUGCGCCCUGGACACGCUGGAUCUGAGCCUACAAUCCAACCGGAUUUUGAAGAAUGUGACGGAGCUGGUGCGGAGGCUGGUCGGCCUAGAGGAGGAAGAGGGGGAGCGGGAAAAUGUGUGCGACCACCACGGGGAGAAGCUGAGCCUGGUUUGCGAGACGGACGGGAUGUUGGUUUGCCCCGUCUGCCGCGACUCCAAGUUCCACAAACAUCACAAGUUCAGGCAGCGGAGCGAGUUCAUCGUGAGAUGCAGGGCUCAAGGUGCUGCUCUCCUGAAGUCACUGAAUCAAAAGGUGAAAGCUUUGAAUCCAGUUCUGAGGAAUCAAGAACUGGAGGUUGCUGGCACAAAGGAAAUGGGCUGUGAUCUGAUCUGCCACAUUGCAGAGCAGUUCGCUGAUCUGCACCAGUUUCUCCACGAAGCCGAGCAGCAGCUGACGCGUACGCUGGAGUUUCAGGUGGAAAUCAACCUGGCGGCGAUGGAUAGAAACCUGACCGGCAUGCGAGCCUCCCUCCACUCCAUGGAGCAGGAUGUGACCAGCAUCGAGAACAAGCUGCAGCAAAGUGAUAUGACCUCUCUCCAGGAGAUCACCUGUUGGAGGCACCGGUUCCCUGGAAAAAUUCCGAAAGUUAUAUCAAGGAACAUCUGCCUAGGAACAUUCAAGGGACCUUUACAAUACAAACUAUGGAGAGAAAUGCAGAGUUUCAUCCGUCCAGCUCCUGCUGCCCUGACACUGGACCCUCAAACGGCAAACCCGUGGCUCCUGCUUUCCGAGGACUUGGCCAGUGUGAUGGUGACAGAGGACAAGCUGCUUGUCCCCGAUGACCCAGCAAGGUUCGAUAUCUGCGUCUCUGUCUUGGCUGCAGAAGGGUUUGUGGACGGGACUCACUAUUGGGAGGUGGAGGUUGCGGGCAAGUCCAAAUGGUAUGUGGGAGUGGCCAGGGAGUCCAUCAACAGGAAGGGUGACAUUACCCUGAAGCCAGAGAAUGGAUACUUGACACUGUCCCUGAGCAAUGGGAAUGAGUACUGUGCCCUCACCUCCCCAAACCCCAUCCCACUGCCCAUAAUGAAGCAGCCUGAUAGGAUUGGAGUCUACCUGGAUUACAAGGGAGGACAAGUAUCCUUUUACGAUGCCGGUGACCUGUCCCAUCUCUACACCUUUACUGAGACAUUCACAGAGAAAAUAUUUCCUUUCUUUUGUCCCUGUUUGAAUGACACUGGAGACAAUAGUGCUCCCCUCUCAAUAAGAGUGUUCCAUUAACUGGCUGCGCUAGAUCUGAUCAGAUCAAAAUGUCUGUAUUCAACAUGUUGCCCGACAGGAUGAUGGGUUGUGAGGAGAGGAAUGAGCUUCGAAUUGUCCGAAUCUAAUCUUUUGUGGCCUGUUCAAUGUUUAUUGAAGCAAAGAUUUGUACAACUAAACUGUUGUUGACUUGUGCCUG